AUGGGCACUCUUCUCAUUGGUCCGGUUGUAGUGUUUUUUGGCUCACCUGGUUGGACUCGCCUGGUCGACUUGUCGAGUCCGCCUCCUUAUGGCCUCCUCGCCGUUGUCUCAUAUUCCGAGUGGGCUUCACUAGGCCAAGUCUACUGCCGUGUUCGGCUUCCUUAUUCAUUAGUGGAGGUUAGGCCUAGUCUCCUCUCCCGAUCCGUCCGAGUGCUUCCUCAUGUUCCCGAUUUGUGCCGAGUAGCCGUUCGACCCGCUUCGACCGUUGUGAGGGGUCCGGUUGGUGUGGUUCAGCCCGGUGUAAGUUCCAUCUUGGGCUUCGCUAUUUGCGCCUACCAGGCACCUCUUGUUUCUCGUUUCCGGUCCCGUCGCAUGGUCUAG
Molecule: messenger RNA, 381 nt
Organism: Dovyalis caffra
Lineage: Eukaryota; Viridiplantae; Streptophyta; Magnoliopsida; Malpighiales; Salicaceae
Source: the annotation of a GenBank genome assembly